Messenger RNA from Symbiodinium necroappetens, 159 nucleotides. Lineage: Eukaryota; Dinophyceae; Suessiales; Symbiodiniaceae. The record is from the annotation of a GenBank genome assembly.
AUGGAUGAGGAGGUGGACUUGCAGAAGAUCCUGUCUGGUGGUGAAAGGCAGCGGCUGAAUCUAGCAAGGCUUCUGCUCCAACCGAACGUGGAUCUAGCCAUCCUUGAUGAAUCCACGUCUGCCCUGGAUGAGGAGAAUGAAAGGACGGCCUACGAACUG